AUGAUGAAACAGAUAAUUGUUAUUUGUAUUUUAGCUGGUUUAUUCAUUGCUGGGUCAAGUGCUCAACAAUGUCAAGGAGAUGACUACUUUUUUGCAUGCGUGGAAGAGGGUGAAAAAUGUAAUGGAACCCUUAUUUGUGAAUACGGAUACGGAUGUCUUCAAAACCCAUAUAUCACCAAUCCACUUUCAACCUUGGCUGAAUUAGAUGGUGGAUCUUCAUAUGAGCCAUAUGCUCCAUUUAUUUGUAUUAAAUUAGGUGCUCUUGGAUCCCCAUGUUACAAUGAUGAUCAAUGUAUGUAUGGUCUCGAUUGUUACAACUCUGGCUAUAUGGGAACUUGUCAACAAUUCUCCUUUGCUCAAUUGGGUGAAGACUGCAGAUUCAAUGAAGAAUGUUACGGAAGUUUAUUGUGUGACCCAUUCGAAAAGGAAUGUAUUGCCAACAUUGGUUCAGACUAUCAAUGUGGUAACAAUAUCCAAUGUGCAUAUGGAUACCAAUGUAACAGUACCACUAACCUUUGUGUCCCAAGAGCAUCAGUAGGACAAGAAUGUCAACAAACUAAAGAUGGUUUUUCCUACAUGUAUUGUCAAGAAGACCUUAUUUGUAACAGAGACUCUGAAGGCAAUAAUUCUUGCGUCACCCCAUUCUCUAUCGCUGCUGGAAAGGGUUGUCUUGGUGAUAACCAAGACCUCAGUGGUGAACUUGGUUUCUAUUUGUCACCAUGUCAAGCUGGAAGUAUCUGUUACAGUGGUGUAUGUGAAACUCUCAACGUCACUGCCGCAUCAGUAAACUGUUCUGCCGAUGCUUCUCAAUGCUCAUUUAUUGAAAAUUGUCAAUGCAACAAUGGAACUCGAAUGGAAGGUGCCACCGGACAAUGUGUCGCCAGAGUUGUCACCAACACCGAGACUAUCAACAAGUGCAUUGAAUACACAACCGAUCUUUUGAGCUGUCUAAAGGACAAUGAAUGUUCUGACUACUCUCUCACCCUCGAAGACGGAGGUUUCCUUGUUCCAAACUCUUGCGGUUACAGAAACUGUCACAGUGAAAUCUGUAACAUUCAAGCUGAAUGUAUCUCUCAACUUCCAAGUCCAGCUCCAUCAUGUGGUGAGGUUGAUUUGGGCGAGAUAUACUAUUGUGCCGACUUUAGUUCUGCCAGCACUCUUACAGUCUCUGGCUCCAUCCUCUUUGCCCUCAUCAUCGCUCUCCUUUUCUAA
This is a messenger RNA of Cavenderia fasciculata, 1212 nucleotides long. RefSeq lists its product as uncharacterized. The record is from RefSeq and is a predicted model, not a curated record. The coding region runs from base 1 to 1212 and encodes 403 amino acids. The transcript has 7 exons. Lineage: Eukaryota; Evosea; Eumycetozoa; Acytosteliales; Cavenderiaceae.